Molecule: messenger RNA, 804 nt
Organism: Penicillium psychrosexuale
Lineage: Eukaryota; Fungi; Ascomycota; Eurotiomycetes; Eurotiales; Aspergillaceae
Product: SDR family oxidoreductase
Exons: 1
Coding region: 1-804 (267 amino acids)
Molecular function (GO): oxidoreductase activity
Source: RefSeq, a predicted model, not a curated record
AUGUCGACCUCAUACCAAUUUGACAUUUUUGCCAACGAAUUCAAAGGGAAGCGCGUUCUCGUUACGGGAGGGACGAGAGGGAUUGGACUUGCUAUUACUCGCCGUUUUCUGUUGAGUGGCGCGACUGUAGCAGUGACUGCUCGUUCUCCCAAAGCUGAAAACUUGGAAACCGCUCUGUUUAUCCAGGCCGACAUCGCAACAGCGGCAGGCGUGCAAUUGGUAGUUGACCAUCUCCAAACGACAUGGGGCGGGCUUGAUAUCCUCAUCAAUAACGUUGGUGCCAGUGAUGCACCACCUGGAGGAUUCGAGACACUUAGUGAUGAAUUCUGGCAAGAUGUCAUGAAUGUGAACCUGAUGGCACCAGUCCGGCUAGAUCGGGCUUUUGUUCCCGGCAUGAUCAAACAGAACCACGGCGUUGUUAUUCAUAUCGGCUCAAUUGCACAUCUCCUACCCCAGCCCCAGUCAACGCUUCCUUAUUCGGCAGCCAAAGCGGCAUUAAGAAAUUACAGCAAAGGUCUGUCCAAAUCUGUUGCGUCAAACAAAAUCCGAGUCAAUAUGGUUUCUCCCGGGUUUAUUGAGACAUCAGGAGCAAAAAAAAUGAUCGCCGACUUCCAACACAACAGUGGCAUGCCAGAAGAAGUGGCACGCAAACAAGUCAUGGACAUGAUUGGAGGAAUACCACUCGGCAGAACAGGCAAGCCCGAAGAAGUUGCCGAGCUGGUAGCCUUUCUGGCAUCAGAUCGAGGCGCCUUCAUUAUUGGCUCGGACUAUAUUAUUGACGGCGGCACAGUGCCUACUAUUUGA